UCGUAAGUGAUACCACAAGGAUUGGCUCACUCAGGAAGUUUGCUAGCUAGCUCGUGCUUCACGACCGUCAGCCAUCAACUGUCAGCGUGUAGCUUGAUUAUUGUUAUUUUUUUCUUGCCUCAUUACCUUUAAUGUCUUACUAUGUUUGCAUUCUGAACGAUUGUAGUUAGUAUUCGUAUUUUUUUGUCUGCUUUUUUCGAAUUACAAACCCCUCCUCUGUGUUUUUUUGCAACUCUUCACCAUCGCAAAAUGCUCGGUUGUGGCAUGCUGGAGAGGGACAGACAGGCUCUGCGGAAACGUUCUGCUACCCUGUGCAAGCAGAUGGUGGUGGACGAGCUGCUCCUUCAAUGUCUGCAGGCGGACAACAUCCUCACUGAGAACAUGGCCGAGGGCAUCCUGGCCGAACCGACGUCUCAGAAGCGCAGCUGGCGUUUGUUGUAUCUCCUUCCCAAGCGGGGGCCACAAGCCUUCCAAAGCUUCUGCACCGCUCUGAAAGACACUGAGCAGCAACACCUGUGUGAGCUGCUCACACAGGGUUUGCUUCCUGAGGAGGCGUCAGAGGGACAAACGGGGCUGCAGCUUAUGCAGGCCUCAGAGCGGAGGAGAGAGAGGUACAGCGACUCUUCUUUUCCACUUUCUACCCAGGAGGAAACUGCAGCCAAGCGAGCAAAGAUGCACGAGUCCAUGGAGUUCAGUCUGGCGUCGGACAGCCCCAUCACCACCCCGGUGCUCCCUUGCACACACGACUUCUACCUCUCUCGCUGCCAAACGUCAUAUAGAAUGAUUUCCUCCCCACGCGGUUUAGCCCUGGUGAUCAGCAAUGUGACAUUUAACCCUUGCGCCACACCCGACCUUGACACCAGGAAAGGAGGCGAGGUGGACGACGAGGUACUCAGGAAGGUCUUCACAGAGCUGGACUACAUGGUCACAGUCCACAGAGACCUGACUGCUGAGGACAUGAAAUCCUGUAUCGAGACAUUCCGUAGACGUCCGGAGCACCGGACAAUGGACAGCUGCGUGGUGUGUCUGCUCUCGCACGGCAUAGAUGGAGCCGUGUACGGCACAGACGGUCAGCUCCUGCAGCUGGAAUGGGUGUUUGAGGCUUUUGACAACGCACACUGCCCGCUGUUGCAGAAUAAACCCAAGAUGUUUUUCGUCCAAGCAUGCAGAGGAGAGGACCUGGACUGUGGAGUAGAGCAGGUAGAUGGGCCGGGAAGGACCAGCUCACCCAGCUGUGAACAGCGGGAUGCUGGCAGAGAAGGUCCAGGGGACGCUGGUUCCAGACAGGGAGGAGACUUGGGGCAACCAAGGGUUAAACUACCCCAGCGGUCCGACAUGAUCUGCGGCUUUGCCUCUCUCAAAGGUCAGAGAAUUUGCACAGCGGCCAUGCGCAACACCAAGCGAGGAUCCUGGUACAUACAAGAGCUUAACGCUGCCCUGCGCCUCCGAGCCAGAGACACACACCUGGCAGACAUCCUCGUGCAGGUCAACGGGCGAAUCAAAGAGCGUGAGGGUUACGCCCCCGGGACACCCCACCACCGUUGCAAAGAGAUGUCCGAGUUCACCAGCUCUCUGUGCAAAGAUCUCUACUUCUUCCCCAAACAGUCCCACUUUUCAUAGCGCUCCUGCGCCAUUCCUGCCCAGUGUGUGCACACAUUCCCUCAUUCCAAGUGUUUUACUGCCACACACGCGCAUGCGCACAUUCCAGCCUUACAAGCACACACACACUGGCAUCCAAGCAUGUAUUCAUUCACAGUUUAUAUGUAAACACUGCCUCAGCAACACUGCACACUGAGAUGUUGCACGAAGCUAGGAAGCUUAUGCUAAUGAAAAUGUUCAACAUUUCGGUGUACAAUUCCACUGUUGACGCAGCAAAGGUGUUAAUCCCCUUGAAUUGGCAUAAUUUUAAAAUGUGCUUUGUUCAGUUUUUUUUAUACAAACUUCAUUUAUAAGUAUUUUUAAUGCACCUUUUAAUAUGUUGUCAAGUUGUCUUGUCAUUGCAGUAUACUGACAGGCAGGGGGCAGUAUUGAGAAAUGAGGUUGGUGCAGCUCUUUUCCCCCCACUCUGUCUCCACACCAAAUAUGAACUUCUCCAGCAUUCCAGAAUGCUUUCUACACUCUCGAGGAUGUUCCCUUGAUACAGUUCAAUCCCUCUGACCUGGGUUAAAUUACAGGAAAUAUGAUGUAAAUAUUUGUUUGUUUGUUUUUUUAAUGUAAAUGUCACUCAUGACAGGGGAACGUGUGGUGCUACUCUUGGGGCCUUAUACCUACAUUGUGAACUUUGACCUUUACGCUCGCGCUGACACCCAAUCACGCUUCUCCCCGAGGGGGUGCUACGCAUUUAGCGACAACCGCCACCCACCCAAUGUGCAUUUUUUUAGUGGUAUUUUACUGUAUAUGAUACAGGGAUUUAAGUCUUCCUUUAAAAAAAAAAAAACAACGUCUGUCUUGCACUUAGUGGCCCUGUAUUGAUAAAUGACUGUGCUGGCUUUCACGGUAUAUUGAACCAUUUACCCCCCCCCCCCCCCCCCCCCCAGUCUAACAUACAGACAGGGGUAUUUCUCAAUGCUGUGUGUGCAUUGAUGUUUCCCAGAAAAAGACCCAAAGAGGCAACAUGUGUUUGGUUACAGUGUUGUGUUGGAAGAUAAUUCAUGUUGGGAGCAGUAUUGAUCUGUAACCAGAGAGGCUUUCAAGCUGGCGUGGUGCAUGUGUGCGUUUACCCCUCUUGAGUAUUUGUUUUAAUAAUAAGAAGAGGGGGGAAAAAGUGAGAGCAUGUGAAGGCCAUUCACUGCCAAACUUUUGUGCAUAGAGGAGGGGGCAAAGGGGAUUUAUUUCUGUCAUCACCGAUGACUGCCAAAUCUCCUUUACAAUAAACAAUGUGUUUAUCAACAAGAAAAGUGUUUCCUUCUGCUCCCACAGCCGUGUAUGUACCCUUAACGCUGCUCUCUGCACAAAUGUGCGUUCCUCCUCUCUAUUUGAGCCACUUCUUUGCUGUGUUUGUGUGUGUUGUUGUUGCCCACGUUACUGUGUGUCCUCGCCAUGCUCAGGUGUACUGUGACUGGUCACUCGCUAUUCCGCUGCGCUCAGGUCUCUCCAUGCUCUAGGACGUGUGUCAUUCCCACCGUGCAGUGAUAAUAUUCAUAGUGUAUCAGAUGGAGGUCCAGGCCAGCUGUCCGGAGUCAUUCCCUGUUGACACACACAUGCACAUGCGCGUGCACACAUUGUGGUGAUGGCAGUAAUACAUUUCUCUACGGCCUGUGGUGGAGCUGUGAGAUUAGGCUGUUAUGCACUGGCGUGUGGACCACAAAGCGGGAUGGGGUUAAGGGGGAUCUGCAUGUGUCUAUGUCUUUGUGGUUGUCAUGAUGGUGGCACAACUUGUCAGGCUGAGAGGACGGACCACAGGCCCACACACACACACACACACACAUGCUCAUGCUGAAGGAUGUUUUUGCAGCAAGCCGCAGAGCAUCUUCAGCGAAAUCUCUGCGGUCUAACGCUAUUCUGGGAGUGCUACAUUUUGAAGCAAUUGUUUCCAUACUAAAUGUCAUUAUUGAUCCGCUGAAUGCCUCUGUUGAACUAACCACUGAGCGUGCUGUGCAUGGUCUACAAAACUGGUGGGGCCUUGAAUUAUCACCAGAUCAAAAAACAGUUGCAUUAACAGCUGUGGCUGUAGGGAAUCUCCUGGUGUAUUUUUUUUAAAUUAACUUCAGAACUGCAUUUGAAGUAUCAUGAGCGGUCAGCACACAGCAGUUGUACAGUAUCUACAUCUGCAUGCACUUUAAAACUUUGUUACUAUUAUUCAAAAUUAACUCAUCAGUAUUAUUAAUGCCAGCUGAGGAGGCACUAUUGUGCAACAUACUUGUUGCAACAACAAAUGAGAAAUUAUCUCCUGUUUCCAGUUAAACGGCCCAACUCCAAGUAAAGCAUUUGCAGUGGAAAUAGUCUGUUCCGGGGUCAAACUGUCGCCAACAUGAAAUUGUUGUAAGUAUAAAAAAAAGUUAAUGGUAGGGGUGUAACAAGAUCUUAAAAGUGAUUUAUUUUUUUUAUUGUUUAAAAAAUCAUAAAAAAUUAAUUAAUUAAUCACAUAAAAAAAUUAACUGCAUCAUUUUGCCAGCCAUGUGCAUGUGUGUCUGUGUGUCCCCUCUUCUCUUGCUUCCAAAUAGGCAUUGAAGAGAGUUCACUCUGUAUUGGUUUCAACACCUUGGUGUGUUUGUUCCACAGAACAACGACAUGAACGGAGUGAGCCCUUCUGUCAAUCAGUCUCGGUGUGGUGGAGGUGGGACUGCUAGCAUACACAGACAAUAGGGAAGAGUAACGUUGUGGAAAAGAAUUGGUAAACUGCAAUAUAAUUAUGUUUUUUCAUUAUACUUUUCUUGAAAGUUAUGGUCAAAUCUUGUUUAGGGUCGGAGGCCCACACUUUGGGUAUCCUAUCUCUGGUGUCUUGUACCAUAUUUUUUUAAUUACAAAUAAUUGUCUUUGAAGUUUUCGGCACAAUUAUGCCACUGUCCUGUGACCUUUGGCACUAAUUUUCCCGCCUUGCAUAUCCAUACAGAAAUGCCAUCCAUUUAUUUUCUAUGCCGCUUAUCCUCAAUAGGGUUGCGGAUAUGCUGGAACCUAUCCCAUCUGACUUCCGGCGAGAGGCGGGGUACACCCUGGAGUGGUCGCCAGCCAAUCACAGGACUAUCUAAUUUAUCCAUAUUGUACUGAGCAACCAGGACAAAGGUGCGUGUACCACUCCAUGAUCACUAUCACACAUCUGCCAUCUCUGGUGACUAGGGGUGUCACAAGAUAAAAAUUUGUUCCAUAGAACAAUGGCAUGAACA
This is a messenger RNA of Doryrhamphus excisus (bluestripe pipefish), 4823 nucleotides long. It is a transcript of the gene casp2, whose product is annotated as caspase 2, apoptosis-related cysteine peptidase. The record is from RefSeq and is a predicted model, not a curated record. Gene Ontology annotation, biological process: regulation of apoptotic process; proteolysis. Gene Ontology annotation, molecular function: cysteine-type endopeptidase activity. NCBI's taxonomy places the organism in Eukaryota, Metazoa, Chordata, Actinopteri, Syngnathiformes, Syngnathidae.